Messenger RNA from Symbiodinium necroappetens, 480 nucleotides. Lineage: Eukaryota; Dinophyceae; Suessiales; Symbiodiniaceae. The record is from the annotation of a GenBank genome assembly.
AUGCCGACGACGACAGCCCUCACGACGGCUUCUCAGACUUCAGAAAGGCAGUCGGCGCACAAUCUCAAUUUGGCUGGCCUGGCAUCUACACCACUCUCUCUGACUUCGAUGCCUUCGCAAGGCAAACAGAGCGUGGUGGAUGAGGACUCGGAAUCUGCGACUUGGAUACUCCUGGCCUUGGGUGCCACCCUUGUGGCCAUGUGCAUCUGUAUGGCUUUGCAGCCCUUUGUUACGCAGCGACGCGUUCCCUGGCUUCAAUCAGCAUGGCAGCGUGUUCUUGUGGAUUUGCAGAUCCGGUUGCACGAGAAAGCACCAUGCAAGACGGAUGAUCCCUCCAGUGUGCAGAGUUGGCAGGUUGCCAAGCGUGCACCAUCUGCCGUCGACUAUGAGCAAAUCCCAAGUUUGCAGGCCUUCCCCAGACUUGCUGUAGACGCCCGGAUUUGUUCAUCGAACAGUGGAGAUAGCAUGAAGCAGAUGUAG